GUCAGGCUUCGCUUGCAUUGAUCGGGAGGAUGAAAAUGUGAAUACGGGGACGUGGUUUAGUCGGGAACCUUUGGAACCGAAAGGCAUGCUCAUCCAAGGCAGUGUCUUCCCGGAAUUUUUGGACACGCUUACAAUCCCAACUGUGUACAAGGACGGAGAGAUUUUGUCUUCUGACUCUUACAUCGACAUGCGCACCAAAGAAGUCUCAGUGGUGAACGUUUUUAUGAACACCAAGCUCCGAAGCGGGACGAUUUUGGAAGUGAAUUUCAUGUACGGAGGCCCAGGGAGCAUCGAGGGUCGCUACAGAAUGAUCUCUUUCACGCAGAUGGACGCAGAAACCCAGAAAGCCUGGAGCGGGUGGGUAAACCUCGUCGUGGUACUCUGUAUCAUCGAUCUCGGCUUGUUGCUGCUUUUAUGAUGCUCAUAGUUAUAAUCAUUGAUCUCUCUCUACUGAGUGCGAGUAAACCUGAUCAUGCUUCUGCUUCUUUGUUGAAGAAGCGCUUGUUGUUGACGUUCACCAUGCAUUGGCGAAUCAUCUAAUGUUUGGUUCGUUUUUCUCGUGGAGGGAGCGUCGGAAGUGGUAUGAUAACAUUGAGAUGGAUGGAGCGAUUCCUGUGAAUACUCCUGGACGAAAGAUGGUAUGGAACCGUAUCGAGUAUGGGCUACGGAAAAACCUGCCAUUGUGGUCUGGCUGGGACGUUUUUGACGUUGCUCUGCGAAUAUUGAUGCUAAUUUUCACGCAGAAUCAUUUCAAUUAUGGAAAAGUGACUGUAUGGUUGCUCUUGCUGGUGAUGACAAGGUGGGUUGAGCGAAGCAGAGGUGAUUGCUAGUGAUGAUAGAUAAGAUUCUUUCUUGAGCGAAGACGAGGAUAACACACUGACUCAGCUCAAUCAUUUCGUGUCUAAUUCCGCCACUACAACUCACCGGAUUUGGAUACACCUGGAAUCCGUCGUGGUCGCUUCGAGACAGAGAUCAACAAUAUUUUGACGGUGCCUUGGGCGUCAGCAACGCUGCGGUACGAGGAGAAGGUGAUGAUAUUUUUUCAAGCGAUGCGAAAGUUAUGACGAGGCGGGUUGUAGGUCUUUUAUAUCUUGCGGUUGAAGAUGAACUCCGUAUAGAUUGAGACAGUUGCUAAAGCAUCGAAAUACAGGUUAGAAAAGUACUAGCAAGAUGAAAGCACUCGGGAUGAGCUGCUUGUAUGAGAAUCCACCUUGGACGAGAGCGUGACGCAGAAGGAUGAGAGCGCUGUGUCUAAGAAAGCUUGCCACGCUUCUUGACGAGGACUCACAACUGCGGCAGGUGGGUUACGUACUUGUCUUGCUCAUGUUCUUCCGGAUCGUGGCAUAUUUGCGUGUGCAUCCUCGAAUUGCUGUUUUGUUAAGGAUAGUUUUUCAAUAAUAUUCAAAUUUGUUACUGUGUGAAGCAAGGUUUUUUUUCAUCCAAGAAAUGACAUGACUCUGUACUGAAAGCAAUAGUAUAAAGAAGAGUUCAGCACAUCAUGGGGAGUCCGCUAACAAGGCAUCGUCACUGCAUAGCCUCACCAUAUUUUAUUUGCCUGGUAGUACAGGAUUACCACUAGAGACGCGUUGAUGAUGAUACGCAAAAACCAUUGCUCUUCUAAUGUUGUACAAAACAAUUGAGGUAGCUUUGGACGACCUUUUCCAUUUCUUCAUCGUUUUGGGGCUGCUCUACGGUGUCCUCGCCUUCAUCGGCGUCUGGAUGUUCGGGGCGAUAAAUGGUACUUUUCUAGAAGGCCUCUGCCAUACACCAUAGUUUUCUUAGGUGACUACGUACAGUUCGUUGCACCAGGGGCUCUAAGGUAACCGUAUGGGAUAUUGCCAAUCCUUUACUACUUCUUAGGCUUUUUCAGUAAUUCAUCUCGGAGACCAACAUAGUAGUUUCUUGCGUAGUAGUUUCUUGCGCUCGAAUGAUCAUCACCAGGUGUACUUUCAGUCUAAUAUUGACACAAAAAUGUGAGAUCAAAUUUUAUCAGGAAAGUUUGCGUCGUUUUCGGAUUCUGUGAUCACGCAGUUCGAGAUGCUGAUGGGCGAGUAUCCUUGGCCCGAAAGUCAGACCGAUCAGGAUUUUGGACUCUUUUUCAGCUACCUGAACAUCUACUCGCUUGUCGUUUUCUUCAUCUUGUUGAACUUUCUCUUGGCGAUCAUCGUGGAUAGCUAUGCAUCCGUGAAGGAAGCAGUAAAUACAUGCGUGAUUGAGUGCAACAUCUUCACGGAUCUUGUAGCGCUUACAGCAUAUCCGGUGAUGCAAAUGAUCUACAAGUGGCCGGAGCGAGGGUACCUGAUUCGGAAACUAUUGUUAUGGCUACAGUACAGCAACUCAUUGAGGAUCAGUUUCUUGUUUGGCAGCUUAAAAGUGAGGAACUAAGAGUUCCUUCAUCACUUGAGUAUGCACUCUUCAAUAGUCAUAGUCUACAGGAGUAGAACAGCGGCCACACGCAUCUGAGGAUGUUCGAAAAAACCACAUCGAUUCGCUAGAAGUUAGCAUGACUCUGUCUAAGCGAGGCGUUGGAUGUGAAUUUUGAUUUCGUGAAUGACGAGGAGGAGGAAGGGGACUCGGUUGUGAUCACCUCCCACGCUCUAGUAAAGGGGAAGGUUUUCGAGGAUGAGGACGCCGCACAGAGAUUCCUGAAUUAUUACCUUUUUUUUGCUCCGGCACUGGAUGCGAAUGCGGAUGAGGAAGAAGGUAGUUUGGAACAUCAGCGUAAGUUGAGGGCCUUGCGCAAUCUUGACAUUCUUCGGGAACGCCUGCUCGAGGCAGCAUUAGAGAGUGGGUUGGUGCAUGUAGAACGGCCACGACACGUCAAAGAUCCGCUAGUGACGCAAAUGGAAACCCUCCGUGAUCACAUCACCAACAGCAUUGACGGCUUCACGAAAGAAGCCGUGUUGCUUGAAGCAAAACUCAAGAAACUCGAGGAUGCGCGUCCCGCCGGUCACGAUGGCGGGAAGAACGUCGCGGGAAGCAAUAAUUAAGGAUCAAUAUUAUCAUGCUGAUCUUCACACAUAUUGAUAAUGAUGUGCAGUUCAUUCUUAUAAAAAACUAGUAUGAUUCCUCCGAUAUUAAGGCAGUAUCGGAAUCUGUAUGCAAGAACUUGGGUCGCUUGCUUCCUCUGAUUUUUGUGAGACUUACUUCAUCUAAAAUUGAGUCGGGAUAGGGGAUAAGUCGGCCAGUGCGAUCUACGCUCUGACCGGCACAGAAGCUCCUGUCAGAGAGGAUGAGACCAAAGUGACGGGAGUAGCGCAGUUGCAUAUUAGUGAGGAGGAGCAUAAGGAGGCGGUGAACAUGAUCUUCGGACACUUCGUGCAGAAGAAGGCCUCCGCUUCCGCGGAAAAAAUGGGGGAGAAAUAGCCGUACUAGCGCAGCGCUGGAGGACUCGCCUACUGGCUAAUAGACGAAUGGUAGCUAGAAUAAGAGAGUUCGUAUAUGGGUCUGCGGUGUUGUUUCUCUACAUGUCUGUGCUGUGUCAGCGAUGAUUUUUUAGUUGGAGUACAACCCGCUCGCUUGCGACACACAGUAUGUGACUUCUGCUGCUCCUCUACCUCAAGAAAGUCCUUGGACCGGUGCACAGAACUCCGGUACAAAUGGCUCCUUUAGUACUGUUUUUUACAGCGCUGACUGGAUGUAUGCAAAUUAUGUCUUGUUUGAAGAAUAUCAAGAAAGAUUCACAGGAAAUUAACCAUGGUCACAGUUACUCAUAUUUUUACAGAUAUUCUCUCUGUUUAAUGAUAGGAUCAAUUUUUAAGAAAGAUUUACCUUUCUUUGUCGUGUACCCCUGGUAAUAUGCUGUAAACGUUACUGUUCGUAGUUCCCUUGGUAUCGCCGUAAACGUCGUUGCUCGUAGUUCCAUUGUAGUUGUGCGACUUGUGCUUGUAGAUUGAAUUUAGACUACCUACAGGAUAGAAUGAAUACUUCCAUGUAUAGCAAGCUAUAGAAAGAAGGAUGAAUUUGAUGCCGAUGUCUAUCAGAGAUGAGAUUUGCCUUGCUGGCUCUUCUGAAAUUGUCGAAUUUUUUUUGUGUUAAUAACAAGUACGAAAGUGACAACAAGAUCAAGAAAGAUUAGGAC
Molecule: messenger RNA, 4081 nt
Organism: Amoebophrya sp. A25
Lineage: Eukaryota; Dinophyceae; Syndiniales; Amoebophryaceae
Source: the annotation of a GenBank genome assembly